GAUGGGUGACACUAUUUAUUUACUACUCCUUCCCACCAUUUUCCCCCAGAAUCCUUCCACGUGGGUUUGUGCGCCCACUGCUUUCUUCCAAUUCCUACCCAUAUUCAAUCAAUGCUUAAACUUCCAGAAUCAUCUUCCAAUUUCUCAUUUAUAUUCAUACCAUGAUCAUAUUACAUACCAAUAACAACACAAAAUAACGACGCCUUUGUUCAAUACAUUCGAUAAUCGCGAUCGUAAAGAUGAUGCUGGUGUCUGUUGUGGCGGAGAUGUUGGAGGAGUACACGGCCGUGUUAGCCCGAGUAUUGGAACAUUUGUUUAACGAAGCACCGUUACCUCGAAGGGUUCGGUUUUUGAUCCUUAGGAAUCUUCCUUUUGCUUCUUUACCUCUUAGCCCUUCUCUUCUUCCUCCUCCUCCUCCUUCGCCGUCUUCUUUUCAUUGAUUUUGCCAUUUCUAUGGAGGGUAUUUAUGGAAUUUCCUAUCUCAAUUGCUAGCCUUUGUAAUUGUUUUUUUUUUUUUUUUUUUUGGUUUUUUUCAUGUAAAGUUUUGCGGGGUUGUAAAUACGGAGUUUUCAUGUUAUGUGUAAUCCAUCUUUAAUUUGACAUGUCAAAUUUUCAUUAUUUCUUACAUGUGUGUAAUAUACCCGAGUGUAUACAGUUCGCACUAUUCCCGGCCUAGACAUGAUCUUUGACGUAAAUCAAUACGUCUAUCCGGGUUUUGGUGGACACGUAUUCGUCUUAAGGGUAAAUGAUAUGAUAUAAUAUGGGUUAUAUUAAUGUCUAGACUCCUAACUUUGGUGAUGA
This is a messenger RNA of Chenopodium quinoa (quinoa), 801 nucleotides long. RefSeq lists its product as uncharacterized. The transcript has a single exon. The coding region runs from base 240 to 440 and encodes 66 amino acids. The record is from RefSeq and is a predicted model, not a curated record. NCBI's taxonomy places the organism in Eukaryota, Viridiplantae, Streptophyta, Magnoliopsida, Caryophyllales, Amaranthaceae.